AUGAAUAAUAGCGUUGGGGUUGGCAUUCCCAGCGUCCUCCUUGUUCUAGGCCACUGGCUCUUUUUCAAUGCGAGAAUCACUCAACCGCUGUCACCGCUUAUUUUGACCUGGUCUGACAAGAGUUAUGGCCCAGAUGGUCCAUGGCAAGCUGUCUCUGUGAAGAUAGGCACGCCAUCACAGACUGUUGCACUGUAUCCCGUUGGAACUUGGUCCUGUGCCAUUCUUCUGUCGACUAUCUGCGCCAAUCUGAGCGAAACCACAACGUGGUAUGCAAGCAAUGCUGGCUUAUACGAUCGAAAUGCUUCGAUGAGUGCAGGACCAGAUGCCGUUGAUUCCAAAUCAUACAAAGCACUCGACGAUCUCGCAACUCCGGGCAUGGCUGGAAGAAGUGUCUUCUACGAUGAUUUUGAUAUCGGUGGCCUCAUCAUCCCUAAUGUCAGCAUGACUGGGAUAUAUGAUGGCUAUCAAACAUACCCGAAUGGUCGGAAUUAUCCGAUAGAGGUCGGAACCUUAUCAUUUGGAGCCCCAACUUUGACUCACCAAUGGGGCUACACUAUGAUGAUGGUGGCUAGCUACCUGUACACUUCGAACGACACUCCAUCUUAUUCCUACGGAAUGCAUAUUGGAUCAGCAGCUCUUGGAAUCCCUGGCUCGGCUGUACUAGGCGGAUACGACAAAAAUCGGAUCGCGGGAGAGGUGUCAGCCCAGCCCUUUGCGCCCUUCGACUCCACUAAUCCAGGCGGGGACUUAAUAAUUGGGCUGUUCGAUAUUGGAGUCGGUGUUGCGUCGGGAGGAUCCCCUUGGAGCUUCAACGAGAAAUCAGGACUUUUGUCUCAAUCGAACUCGAGUUUGAUGGCCCCUGUUACGGUGCAACUGGCUCCCAUAAAGCCCUAUAUGUACCUCGCACCAAGCACAUGUGAUGCAAUUACAUCAUUGCUACCUGCGACAUUUGACUCGGAUCUUGGUCUCUAUCUCUGGAAGACAGACAGCGAUCAGUACCGCUCGGUUCAGUCGCCUGCUUACCUAUCAUUCACUUUCGAAAAGGACAGCACGAACAGCAAAAACAUAACCAUCAAAGUGCCGUUUGCCCUUCUGAAUCUUCCAUUACAAGCACCUCUGGUCAAUGAAGACACCCCCUACUUUCCUUGCUUCCCGACCGACGGCCCCUAUUACCUUGGACGCGCCUUUCUUCAAGCAGCCUUUGUUGGCGAGAAUUAUGGUACGGGAGAUGGAUCUGGAACGUGGUUCUUGGCUCAAGCACCCGGUCCGGGUCUGGUUGAUAUUUCAACUUCGACAACCAUCGCAGUCGGGGAUUCCACGAUCCCGGCCACAGACAAUUCGUGGGAGGUUAGCUGGAGCUCUCACUGGACAGAGCUAUCGUCUUCUCAAACAGGCAAUAUCACCGCAUCUAAUUCCAAUUCAACCUCAACUUCGCCUUCCUCUUCCGGGCUUUCCCAGGGUGCCAAAACCGGCAUUGGUGUUGGAGUUGGUCUCGGGGCAGCAAUUGUGGUGUGUGCUCUCGCUUGGGCGCUUAAUAUGCGCCGUCGUCGCAAGGACGAGAAGGAUUCAGGAGACCCAAGCAGCACGUCCUCUCCCGGAGGAACUUCGAGUGGCUACUGGCAGCCUGUUGCCCAAGAAAUGGCCAGGAGCGACGAUCACAGCAAUCUUCAUGAGGCCCCUAUAAUGCCAGCGAAACAGGACCAACACUACGAACUCUCUUAA
Molecule: messenger RNA, 1722 nt
Organism: Penicillium canariense
Lineage: Eukaryota; Fungi; Ascomycota; Eurotiomycetes; Eurotiales; Aspergillaceae
Exons: 1
Coding region: 1-1722 (573 amino acids)
Source: RefSeq, a predicted model, not a curated record